AUGGUUCUCACAAAACUUUUUUCUUCCUCCUCCAAAAAAUCCCCCGACAAGAAAAAGCACCACAAGCAUUCCGCCAGCAACACAUCAGACUUGUCUGACCUGCAGCUCCACGACUCCCAGCAUCCGCCCGCUUUGGUCCGUGCUGCCUCUUCCGAGCGACACCUCGAUUCUUCCUUGGGCCGCGCUGCCUCCAAACACCGCCAUCCCGACCCCGACCACCAUCGCUCGCCGCCGCCGCCGCCGCAGCAGCAGCAACAGCCCUACUCCAUUGGCAUCACCGGCAACAACAAUAAUUAUAGCAAAAGCAAAUCAUCCUCCUCUCCCCGUGUUGGCUCGUCACGCAAAUCUCCCUCCAAGGCGUCGCCCAAACCCCAGCGGGAUCCCGAACGCAAAAGCCGCCGUGUUGCCUCGACGCCCUCCGGUAGCCCUACAAAGCAUAAAUCCAAGGGUUCGUCCUCCCGCUUCGCCUACGAUCGGGAUUCCCACCCAUUGAAUCUGCCCCCGGACGAGCUCCGCCGCCUAUCCGCCAUGGCAGCUGCAAGAGACGAUAGUCGCAGCUCCAUGGACAUUGAGCAGCCGGACGUUACGCACUCGCCCACUGCUGUGACCAACGCCACCGUCUCCCCCUCCGCCUUCUCUACGCCCACUCAGCAAGACUCCCCCGCUUCAUCUACUGGGAUGCAGUCAAAUGGCGUCCAUUCUGAUACCGCAGAGCGAAGCCCUACCCCUCCCCCUCACAAUGUCCCCUCAAGUACGCCACAACCUACACAGCCCGUUGUUGAUGCGGAGGCGUGCAAAUUAGCCGGGAAUAAAUUUUUCAAGGCGGGUGAUUUUCAGAAAGCUAUCCAAGAGUAUACGAAGGCUGUCGAAGCCCAACCCACAUCAUCUACCUAUCUAUCAAAUCGAGCGGCUGCCUACAUAUCCGCACACCGCUACCAUGAAGCCCUGGAAGAUGCCAAACUAGCUGAUGAGUUGGAGCCUGGUAACCAGAAAAUCAUGCACAGAUUGGCAAGAAUAUACACUUCCCUUGGUCGCCCCACAGAGGCGUUAUCCAUCUAUUCACGAAUCCAACCACCCGUUACCGCAAAGGAUAAAGGCCCCGCGGAGGCAAUGUUACAUCAUAUCACCCAGGCAGAAGGGUUGCUACGGGAAGAUAGAGGAGGUUCAAUGACAUUGUACUGCCUGGACCAGGCCGUAAAGGGACUUGGGGUUGGCGUGACCCAACCGCGCAAAUGGCGGCUGAUGCGAGCAGAGGCGUACCUAAAGAUGGGAAAUGUCAACACAUUGGGCGACGCGCAGAAUAUCGUCAUGUCAAUGCUACGAGAUAACAAUCAGGAUCCGGACGCCUUAUUGAUCCGUGGCCGGUUAUUUUACGCCCAAGGCGAGAACGAACAGGCAAUCAGACACUUUAAACUCGCUCUAAACCUAGACCCUGACUCCACCCAAGCGGUCAGAUACCUACGCAUGGUGCAGAAACUUCUCCGAAUGAAGGAUGAAGGAAACGCGGCAUUCAAGGCAAGAAAGUACCAAGAAGCUAUCGAUGUAUACACUAAGGCCCUGGAAGUCGACCCCAAGAAUAAAGACAUCAACUCCAAACUCCUUCAGAACCGCGCCCAGGCCUACCUUAACCUCAGCAACUACGACAAAGCAAUUGAAGAUUGCACAGACGCUCUCAAACUGGAUCCUUCAUACGUAAAGGCGCAACGGGUACGGGCGAAGGCGUACGGAGCCUCUGGCAACUGGGAGGAAGCCGCGCGCGAAUUCAAGAAGAUUGCUGAAGCCAAUCCCAACGAGAAGGGCAUUCAGGAAGAGGUUCGAAACGCAGAUUUUGAGCUUAAGAAGAGCCAACGGAAAGAUUACUAUAAGAUUCUUGGCGUCGAUAAGAAUGCGUCAGAGCAGGAGAUUAAGAAAGCGUAUAGAAAGUUGGCGAUUCAGCAUCAUCCAGAUAAGAAUAUCGAUGGCGAUAAGGGAGAUACGCAGUUUAAGGAGAUUGGAGAGGCGUAUGAAAUUUUGAGUGAUCCUCAAAAACGCGCAAGUUAUGACAAUGGCGAUGACCUCCUAGAUCCCGCGGACAUGUUCGCGCGUGGCGGGGCCUCAUUUGCGCACAUGGGCGGUAUGGGAGGCAUGGGAGGCAUGCAUGGAAUGGGUGGAAUGGGAGGCAUGGGCGGCGGCCAGAAUAUCCAUAUCGACCCCAACAUCCUAUUUAAUAUGAUGAACGGGGGCGGGUUUAGCGGACGGACUGGCGGCCAGAACCCGUUCGAGAGCUCCUACCACCAGCACGGAUGGUAA
Blastomyces gilchristii SLH14081 is the source of this 2289-nucleotide messenger RNA. RefSeq names its product DnaJ like subfamily C member 7. Gene Ontology annotation, molecular function: protein binding. The transcript has 3 exons. Bases 1 to 2289 code for a protein of 762 amino acids. Lineage: Eukaryota; Fungi; Ascomycota; Eurotiomycetes; Onygenales; Ajellomycetaceae. The record is from RefSeq and is a predicted model, not a curated record.